UCCCACAGACCGUAGUCUCCAUAACUACAGGACGCAAAGUGUGGGGCUCCAGCAAGUAGACUGGGGGUUCACGUAACUCUCUUGCCCACAUACGGUUCCUUAACCACAUUUCCUGCUUUGCUACUGCAGGCCCUUCCUUUUCUUGGUGCUUCUGCCGGUUCUGAGGCUCUGUUCAGAGGCCAAAGUCCAAGGGAGAAGAGAUAGUCAGCUCCGUCUCCUCUCCCCAAGAAGUUGGGUCUGUCUGUACCCAGGGCAUAAGGAAUCUGUGACCCCCGGCUAACUAUAUAGUUAGGCCCAGAAAGGGUGAGCGUUCUCUCAGUAGGAGGCCCGACCCUGGGCGGACUCCGGACGUCGCUUAACACCCCCCGCCACGGCACAGCUCAGGGAACUGCCCUGCUCAAGGUCUCCCGCAGCCCCGGUUCGCGCCCCGGAUUGGGAGCCGGAGAAAGGCGCGAGCCAGGCGCGCAGGGGAGAAGAGGAAAGCGAAAGGGAGGAAAGCUUUGGGCCCGGAUCUGGGUGGACACAAGCCGAGGGACUCGGGAAGGCCGCCCACGCUGAGCCUCCCUGCCCCGAGCCUCCGUCACUCUUUUAAUUGCUCCAGCGCGAAGAAAGCCGCUACCUAACCGUGAUCCCCGCUAAGGCCCGGCCCCGGCUCCUCCCGUUUCGGCUUCCGUAGAGGCGAGAUGAUGUACUCUGCGCGGGGAGCAGUUGCCGUGGUGACGGUUGCUCGGGGCAGCGCGUCCCCGGCAUCCCAGGAUGAGUGACGAUAGAGGCGUCUUAGUGCUCAGCCAGUCCAAGUCUGAGGGAAACCCGUCCAGCUUCAGCACCAGCCCCGGCCGCGGCCUCGGCCCCACUCUGGGCCCCUUCGCUUGGAAAAGAAUGGAAUCUGAGGAAGAGAUGCAUGAAAAUUUGCGGCUUCAGUUUAAGGCUCUGCAGGAACAACAGCACAAGAGGUUACAAAGACAGCUGGAGAAAAAAAGAGAAAAACAUGUGAGCCUCAAAGAAGGUGGAAAUGACCCCAAAUUGACUUUUGGAAUCCAGAAUGAGUUAAACUUGCUUCGAGAAGGUGGGGAGCCAGCCAAAGAUACCUUCAGCCAAAGGUUGCUUGAAGAAGAGAUUGAACAACUCCAUGAGCAACUCAGAGAAAUUGUAGAUGAAAAUGGAAGAUUGUAUAAACUGGUGAAGGAGAAGGAUUUUGAAAUAAAGCACCUCAAAAAGAAAAUAGAAGAAGACCGGUGGGCUUUCACAGGGACAGCUGGUUUGGCGGGAGAUGUAAUCGCCACCAAGGUUGUGGAGCUCUCUAAGAAGAACCGAGACUUGACAGCAGAGACAGAGAGCGAAAAGACCAGAGUGAAACAGCUCAACAACCGCGUCCGAGAUCUGGAGAGAGAAUUACAGACAGCUUUGGCAAAGAUCCAGACACAAGGAGGUCGAGAUUCAGUAACGAAGCAGUUCAAUCCCAGGAUAACUGAAGGAAUUGUGGUCGAAAAUCCAGAAAUGAAAACUUUGCAAGACAAGCUCGCUUCAGCAAACUUUAAGAUGGUAGAAUAUCGCAACCAGAUCCAGGCUAUCAAGCAGGAGCUCAAAAUUGCACAAAAGGUUUUAGCAAGUGAAGUUGGGGAGGACAUCAACAUUCAGCAACUGUUAAACUCCCCUGGGACUUGGCGUGGUCGAGCCCAGCAGAUUCUCGUUUUGCAGAGCAAGAUUCGAGAGCUGGAGAAUCAAUUAGGUACAACCCGGAACCGUUCCAAUAAUAAUGAGGAGGAGAUGCCAAAUCACUCAGAAACAAAGAAAUUUUCAGCUCAAGAGAAAAACCUAUUAAAGAUCCGUAUCCUGGAGAAAGAAAAAAAGGAUGCAUUAGAGAAACUCACCAGCGAGCGAGAUAGUCUUCAAAAAGAUCACGAAGACCUAAAACGAAAAUGUGAUGGCAUAAAAUCCCGGAACAAAGUGUUGUCCAAUGAAAUUAAAACACUUAAGAGCCAAAUUGCAACCCUGCUUGAGAAAGGCAAACAUGACGAUGAGCUCAUAGAUGCUCUGAUGAGCCAGCUAAAGCAGCUGCAAGAUAUCUUAAGUAAACUUAGCCAACAGGAUGAAAGGGCCAAGGAGACUCAGCAGAAUUUGGACCAGCAGCUAACCAUAGAGGCUCAAAAAAAUAGCUGUAUAAUAGCUCAGCUCAGGAAUAUGGUGGCUGAACGAGAGGCCAAAGUCCAGGAGCUGGAAGAAGAAAUUGGUCUCCUCACUCUUCAGCAUCUUCAGAACAAAGAUCGAAGUGAGGACUCCAAUUUAAUGGAUGGCAGCCCACUGUCUUCCAAAUUUUUCGAGGAGCCAAACUUUAACCUACUCAAAGCGCCUGUAUCAGCCGGAGAUCACGUUGGGAGGGUUGGAACUUCUCGAACGGUGAGCAGCCUGGGGCACACUCUGGUGGAAUCUUCAAUCACUCAGCCCUCCCUCCCCAGUCCUAAUAUAUCACCUCGAAGGCCUUCAGAGAUGGACUUUACAGAACUGAAAAGGAGUCAGGCCCAGAUAAUGGAGUACAAGACCCUUUUACAGUCUGCUGAGGUGGAAAGGGACCGGCUCUCGGAAUUUGUUGCUGUCCUGCAGAAAAGGGUUGAUGAAGGGAACAACAAACUUCUGGAGACUGACAGGAAACUCCAAGAGGAGCGGCACAGAUGUGUAGUUUUGGAGCAGCAGCUGGAAAAAACCAAAAUGGACACAGGCAAACCCAGCACUUCCCAGAAGUCAACAACAAGGACCAAAUCAGGACUAUCUGCUAACAAUGCAAGACAUAACCUAAAUGUGAGUGAAAGGAGGGACAUGUCCUUGAGCCAACUCUCAGAAGUGCCACUGGAGUCACAGGUGGAAGAGCUGACCUCUAGACUUUUGAUCCAGGCUGAAGAAAAUGAAGCCUUGAAAACUGCCAUGAGCAACAUCCUGAAGGUGAAGGAGGAAGACUAUAGACUGUACCAAGAGACCAUGAGCCAAGUGAAGCAGAUCUUCCUACAGGCCCUGCGGCAACAACAAAUGGAAAAAAAAUAAUAGCCACCCUUCCAGGCAGGAUCCUGGGGGAAAGAGUAGGGAGGCAGAGCUGAAGGAGGCAGGCUUCUGGCCUCCAAGCAGCCAGGCCAGGCCCUAGAAUCCCAUAGCCGCAGGCUUUGCAUGUCGGUUUGCAUCACUUAGAGAAUUACAAUUGGAGGAGGAGCAAGAUCAGGGAUGGGAACGGGGCUCUAGUCCCUAUCCCCUCUCUUUCUGAUGGCUCCAUUUAAAAUGAGUAAGUCCAAGAUAAAGUGAGUUAAGGACUAAUCCCUCAGGGUUCGACACUGACCGCACAAGAGGUUUUGGAAUCUCAUCUUAGUAUGGAAAAAGCUCAUGAAGCAUUUAUAAUGUGUAAAAUUUAACAUCAUCCUAUCCAAGGGACCACAAUAACAGCAACUUGUAUAGGAUGCUGAGAUCAUAGGAUUUUAAAGUGCAAAGUGACCUUAGUGACAGAAGAGGAAACUGAACCCCUGGGAGGGAAAGGCACUUGCCCAGGGUCAUAGAACCAGCAAGUGAUAAAUUUGAACCCAGAUCUCCUGACUCCCAGAUGAUUCACCCCACCAUGCUGCCUUGUUCACAAAGUGCCUUUACUUCCAUCAUCUGAUUUGAGGCCCAUUUUAAGACCAUCAGGGAGGGAUACUCCUCCUUGUCCAAAGACACACAACUAAUUAGAAUUCAUUUCAUUUCAAUUAAAUUCAACAAGCAUUCAUUGAGUACUUACUGUAUACAGGGCCCUGUGUUCAAGAUUAAGGAUACAGAGAUGAAAAACAGUAUAGCCCCUCGCCUUCAUGGAGCUUAGCCUAACAGAUGGCAUACAUCGUGCACACAAAUGUGGUACUAGGAGAAAUGUUGAGAGGCAAAGAAAGAAUCCAUAAGGAGCACACUAAGAAAAUUGGAGAUGAAGGUCAGAGGGCUUUUUAACUUGAAUAGCAGAUUGGGGAGAGAGAAGGAGUAGAAGGAAGAAAGGGAUUUCAAGAAAGGUGAGGAGAGAACCCACUCCAGGAAUGGAGACAGCAAAGGUAAGAGAAGGCAAGAUGGCACCAGGAAGCAAUUUAGGAGUCCACUAGUCCAAUUUGGGUAGAGUAUUGUGUGUGGGCCUGCAAGUAAUGCUGGAAAGGUAAGUUGGAAUCAUCGUGAAGACCUUGGACGUCAGGCUAAGAGGUUCCUGGUUUGCCUAUGGACGAUAGGGACACACCAAAAGCUGUGGGACAGGGGUAUGGGAAGAACAAUAAGAAGAAUGUUCUGGCAGAUACAGGAAAGAUGAAGUAGGUAGGACUUCUUACUCAGGUCACAGUCCUACUUUCCACUAUCCUUCCUCCCUUUUGUAGUGCAUUUACUUAUUUUGACUAACUCCGAACAGUCUCAAAGCUCCAAAUGAAAACCCAUGAAUUGGGCUCAGGCCCACCCUUCCAAAUGGGUUUCAUUUCUUAGUGCCUAGAGAUAAGUCCUUGGAACAGCAGGUAAGGCCUCUGGAAAAGUGAUGCAGUGUUAAUAAGCACAGAGUAAUGAUUCACCGAAGUGUCAGGGAAACAUGAAAUCUGCACCAUGUCUGUAUGUUUAUAAUCCCCAAAAUUCUAGGUUGAGGUUGCCACUAUAGAAGAAUUUAUCUUCCUCAGCAUUAUUCUCUUGCCCAAAACCCUUCUGUGGCUCUCCAUGGUCCUCAGGCAAUGAAGCUUCUCAGCGGGUCCCUGGAGGCCUUUUCUGAUGUGACUCCUAGCUUCCUCUUCAGGCUUAAUUCAGUCAUUCUCUUUAUACUACCUACUCAGACUGGACUGCUAGUUAUUCCCUACUCUCAUCCUGCCUUCUCCUACCUCCAUGGCGUCAGUCCUAGGAGGCACUUCCUCCUUAUUGCUACCUGUUGAAGUCUUUCUCUUAAGGCACAUUUCAAAUGUCACAGCUAUGAAGUCUCCCCCGAUCUGAUUUGGAUUCCCACUUCUCCACCCACCACGACCACCACCACUACCAAAGCUGGAAAUGAUCUCUUCAGAUUUCCCCAGAGAAGUCUGCCCCAUUCACUCUUCUGCUAUUAUCACUUUCUAUUUUAUGGCAUUUUUUGCAUAUAGAAUUUUCCCAUAUCAGUAAAAUGUAAGUUUCUUGAAAGCAGGAACUAGUCUUUUUUCUCUAUACUUGAACCAUUUGUCAGGGUUCCGUGUAGUCCCUGACCAUAACAGGCUUUUAAUGUUUAUUAAAUUGAACUGUAGGUGAAGGAUCUUUAGUUCUCCAUAGUCACCAUUUUGUUGUAGAGUUCUAAGGUCCCUUUGAGAAUAUAGGACAUGGAAAGAAGGAAUUUUAGAAGCCCCACAUUUUACAGCCCCAGAGAAAGGAGGUGGCUUGUCUAAAGUGACAGGGAUGCUAAAUGGCAGAGCCAGAAUCCAUACCUCAUUCUGCUGACUCUGUGCCCAAUGACCUCUACUCUGGACACCAUUGUUGAGUUAAUGAAAUGCCAAGGGUGACUAUAGUGCUAAGAGAACUGAAUAAAGAGGCAGCGGCCUCUCUGGGCCCAACCUGUAUAAACAUCAAUCAGUAGACAUUAAGUGCCUACUAUGUUCUGGAACUAUAAAAAUAAUCAAAAUAUAGUCCCUGCCCUCAAGGAAUCACAACCUAAUGAAUCUAAUCUAAUAUCCUUUCUCUGGGCCUCAGUUUCCUUAUCUGUAAAAUGGGGGGACUAGAUCUCUGAGGGUCUUCAGGUCUAAAACCUUUAGACUUAGGUCUAAAACCUCUGAUCCUCUGAUCCCUUCAAAACCUCUGAACUAUUCACAAAGAGUCUUGGAAUGGACCUUCUCACUGCAGAGAUCUCUUCUCCCACACUGCUUUAUCAGCAGACUGAGAGUUGGAGGACAGAAACCCGACAUCAGCGAUGGUUUUUGGCAGCUCCCCGGCUCGCUCUGCUGACGGGAAUAGCUGAUCUCCACUGGGGGUACUGCAGAGAGCCAGAAUGGGAGGACUUCAAGCUGAAAGGAACCAUAGAGACUGUCUAGUUCGCUAGCUCUUCACUUUAUAGAAGAAAUAUCUGAGGUCCAGAGAAGAAAUGGACUUGCCUUUGAAGGACUAGAGGAAGAAUGGCCUUGAUAGUGAAGGAAGCAUUUGUUGAAAACCCAUGGACUUUCUGAUGGAGAGAAGCCAGGGCGUACCUGGAAGAAUAUACCUUCAAGAUGUCUCCUUUACCUGAUGCAAACAGUACAUCUACAACCUUUGUAAUAAGAAAAGCGUGGACUUCCACUGGGGCUCUGCCCUUUACUAGCCUUGUGACUUUAGGUGCAUCUCUCUCUCUCUGGGCCUCAAUUUCUCAAACUGUAAAAUGGAGCAGAAUUGGACUAGAGCUUUUAGCGGUCUCUUCAAAGAUAUAUGAGGUCCAAGCAUACACUAAAAAUGGGCAAAUGCAUGAAACCAGAAAAUUCAGUUGCUCCCACAUAAAAUCUAGAUGUGAUAGUUUCAGAGGGAAAUGGUAAAACUGGUCCACAAUCUCAACAAAUCCAAAGGCACACUGAUUCUAAUUCUGGCAACCUGGAUUUGUAAUAAGGGAACAUUCAGUGGGAAAUUGGCAGGGAAUUUCCUUGGCACAUGGUGUGUGUUGUGGGGGAUAGGCUGGGGAAGGACUUGCUCUGUGACUAUAAUGGUCUCAACCAGAUUGCCAGGAGGGUGUUUAACCUAUUUAGAAGUACCAAACUGGUUAAAGUGUCCUCAUUUAAACACAACACUAGAUGAAGCUAAUUCUGAAUUGUUCCCUCCUUUUCAGCAAAUGCCCCAAAGAUUUCUACUGGAUAACCCUAUGUAACAGAAUUGGAUGAAAGUACCCAUAGACUAGAAUACCCAUAAAUAAAUUGGCUACACAAACACAUACAUGCACACACAUACACACUGUGUACAUAUACAUGCACACACUGUUAAUCUGGAGGUCUCUGAGUUCUGACAGAACUUAACUUCCUUGCCUACUUUUGGGGUGAGACAUACUGACUUAGCUAUGUUAUAAGAGUAAUCAGAGACCAUCUCUGACAGAUGGAUUUGGUUUGAGUUUGGGUGUCGUUCUAUACUAACCGUGUCACUGUUUUAUUGCCUCCACCUUGGAAGAGAAGGGCUUAAGCCCUAAGGAUACCUAGUCCUUUAUAGGUAUCAGAUUGUCAAAGCACUAAACAUGAAUUAGGUUUAUUAGCAGCACACAAGGAAAAGGCACCUACUUAUUGCCUUUCUUCCUCAAUAUUAUAGACCUCAGGCUAGUUUUCAAACCAUAUCCAUGCUGCACAUCUCAGCCCUCUGCCUCUUUCCUAGUAUCCCUAAAUACCUGCCUUGGAAUUGCACUCAUUUAUUCCUUUUUGGAACUGCUCCUGCAAUGGUGAAAGUUGGGCAAGAGAUUUUCAAGCAUCAGUCGUGUCUUCCCAGUAUUUAUGGAGAUGUCCCAUGGCAGUCGCAGCUUUUGACAAGUCUUUCAAUAGAGCAGAACUUGUGUUAAUAAUUGUUUAGACAUUUCUAGCUAAGAAUCGCAGAAGAUUAGAGUUUGGAAGUGCUUAGAGACCAUUUAAGUCAACCCCAACCCAUCUCCAGACAUGUAUAUACUAUAAAUGUCAGCCUUGCAUCAGUCACUUUGGAAAUUGAGAGACUGAUGAAGUGUUAGGAGAGCUGAUGAAAACAGUGGAUCUGAUUGUACCUUACAGUGAGAACAAGGAGUGAGUUGGUGUGUUGCUUGGUUAAGUCUGAAGCAUGAAAGCCCUGGCUGUACAUGUCUCGAGAGAAACAAUGAAUUCAAGUAGGACAUUAGGCUGACUGUCAAUGUCUCCUUAGUGUAGUGUUUGUCAGCAUUUGUCAGCAUUGUGUGAGCACUGAUGAAAAUGUGGUGAGAUCAACCUCUGUCUCAUAUAAUGUAGCAGAAUCAUGAGAUCCUGGGUGGUUUCUUGACUAGACCAAACCGAGGCUUUCACCUUUAACUAAUUCCUAAACUUUCACUGAAUUCUAAAGCUCAACAAUUGCUGAACUUUUCUGGUUCCUAAAUCUGUCUGGUUCCUUUGACUAAGAGAUUAGAAGUACCCAGUCUAUUAUCUGCCCUUUUUCUGGCAUUGACAUCACUAAAUAGCUGCAUCUACCAUCCAGUCUAUCUUUUCCUUCCUUCUCUGGGUUUUCUUGGUUCACAAGAAGAAAAAAAUACAAAUUCAGAAAUAACCCACCAGGGAAGAGGUCACAAAAAAUGAAUAUAAAAGAAAAAUUAUUCUCCCAGAUUGUAUGGUGCAUGAACUUCAUAAAAAUGUAAAUAGUGCAUAUUUUUUAAAUUACUUGUCAAGACAAUUUUCAACAUUUUUAUAGGAUUUUGAAUCCCAUAUUUUUUCUUCCCCAUACUCACCAAAAUAACUGAUAAUGGUUAAACAUGUACAAUCAUGAAGCAAAUUUCCACAUUAGUCAUAUUGUAAAAGAAGAAACA
Molecule: messenger RNA, 8440 nt
Organism: Sarcophilus harrisii (Tasmanian devil)
Lineage: Eukaryota; Metazoa; Chordata; Mammalia; Dasyuromorphia; Dasyuridae
Gene: CCDC13
Product: coiled-coil domain containing 13
Exons: 16
Coding region: 757-3036 (759 amino acids)
Biological process (GO): non-motile cilium assembly; cytoplasmic microtubule organization
Cellular component (GO): centriolar satellite
Source: RefSeq, a predicted model, not a curated record